AUGACAACGGCAGACCUUGAAACCGUCUCUCCGCCAGUUCAGGCAUGGCGACCAGAAGACACAGAAAAACCGACCCCCGAACGACCGUCUAUUGCUGGCAUUUUCCGACCUGAUAUCAUGGCUGUUAUUGAACAGAGAAUUGCCGAGUUGGAUGCAGAUUUAAGAGCUCUUAGUCUGGAUAUUCAUGAGCACCCUGAAAUAGGGUACGAAGAAAGACGAACACACGAUGUUCUUACUGAUUUCAUGGACAAACAAGGAUUCGAAGUAGAGCGACACUACCUUCUACCUAGUCAGACAGCGUGGAAAGCCACUUACAAACAUGGACGCGGCGGAAGAAUCAUUGGCGUCAACUCAGAGAUGGACGCGUUAAAGGGCAUCGGACACGGUUGCGGUCACAAUCUCAUCGCCAUUGUUGGAGUCGCCGUCGCGUGCGCUAUGAAGGCCGCCUUUGAAAAGUUCAAUAUAUCCGGUGCAAUUGAGCUACUGGGUACCCCUGCCGAGGAAGGUGGUGACGGAAAAGUUCACCUGCUGAAGCAGGGCGCGUACAAAAAUAUGGCUGCGUGUUUAAUGUGCCAUCCUGCUCCUGGUCCAAAAGGCUCCGUUAGUCUCAGUAGCUGUCUUGCACUACACCGCAUACAAGUCCAGUAUUUCGGUCACACAGCCCAUGCUGCUCUUUCUCCCUGGGAAGGCAUCAACGCGUUGGACGCAGCAGUAUUGGGAUAUAACAACAUAUCUGCUCUUCGGCAGCAAUUGAAACCAACUCAUCGCGUUCAUGGGAUAUUCCACGAAGGAAAAGAUUGGCAAACAAACGUUAUUCCUGACUUUGCGGAGUUUGUCUGUUAUGUCCGAGCUCCAACACGCGCCGAGGUGCAGACCACCUUGAAGCGCGUGUUACCCUGCUUCGAAGGUGCUGCUAUGGCUAGCGGAUGCACAAUCAAGAUCGAAGACUACGGUGCAACACACGACCUAAGGCAGAACAAAGCUCUCGGGGACGAAGUUGCCAAUAUUGUACGUAGCAGAUACGGGUCAAUUGAUUAUGAGUGGGGCAUUAAAAGCGCGUCAACAGAUUUUGUGAGUAUGCAGUAUUGCCUCCUACCAUCCUUGCACCCCGGUUUCGCGAUUCCUACAGAGGAAAACGGCGGAAAUCAUACACCAGGAUUCACCAGAGCUGCGGCAACAAUUGAGGCGCAUUAUGCUUGUCUGGAUGUUUCCAAGGCAUUGGCCGCCACAGGCGUGCGCGUGGUUAUCGAUGACAGAUUUUUCAAACGGGUCCGAAAUGCAUUCGAGGAGGAUAAGAUCAUUCGGGAUAUGAUCGUGUAG
Messenger RNA from Desarmillaria tabescens, 1320 nucleotides. RefSeq lists its product as uncharacterized. The coding region runs from base 1 to 1320 and encodes 439 amino acids. The record is from RefSeq and is a predicted model, not a curated record. Gene Ontology annotation, molecular function: dipeptidase activity. NCBI's taxonomy places the organism in Eukaryota, Fungi, Basidiomycota, Agaricomycetes, Agaricales, Physalacriaceae. The transcript is spliced from 14 exons.